Molecule: messenger RNA, 795 nt
Organism: Aspergillus tubingensis
Lineage: Eukaryota; Fungi; Ascomycota; Eurotiomycetes; Eurotiales; Aspergillaceae
Product: putative Phosphoserine phosphatase
Exons: 6
Coding region: 1-795 (264 amino acids)
Biological process (GO): L-serine biosynthetic process; dephosphorylation
Cellular component (GO): cytoplasm
Molecular function (GO): phosphatase activity; magnesium ion binding
Source: RefSeq, a predicted model, not a curated record
AUGACUGUUACCACGCUACCGUACAUGAAAACGAACCCCAAGCUCAUAUUCUUCACCGAUUUUGAUGGAACGAUCACCCUCGAAGACAGCAAUGAUGCUAUGAUCGAUAACCUUGGCUACGGGCGCGCAAAGCGCCGUCAAGGCAAUGAGGCCGUCCUUGAGGGCACCAUGAGCUUCCGUGACGCUUUUCGCGACAUGUUGGACAGCAUCAAGACCCCAUACAACGAGUGCAUCGAGUACCUCAAGAAGAACAUGAAGCUGGAUCCCUACUUUGUGGAAUUCUACAAAUGGUCCAAGGAGAACAACGUCCCGAUCGUGGUGUUGUCUUCCGGCAUGAUUCCAGUCAUCAGCGCCCUCUUCGAGACGCUUUUGGGCGGCGAGCCGGACGACCACCUCUACAUCGUUGCCAACCAGGUUGAGAGCCGUGAUGGCAAGGACAUCAACUCCGAGGGUGGCUGGCAGAUCAAGUACCAUGACGAUAGCCACUUCGGCCACGACAAGUCCCUGGAAAUCAAGCCCUAUGCCGCACUGCCGGACGGUGUGCGCCCGACCUUGUUGUACGCAGGAGAUGGCGUGUCCGAUUUGUCAGCCGCUGCAGAGACUGAUCUUCUGUUUGCCAAAAAGGGCAAGGAUUUGGUGACAUUCUGCGAGCGCGAGAAGAUUCCGUUCACGCUAUUUGAGAGCUGGGAGUCGAUUCUCGCUACCACCAAGAACAUCCUGGGUGGAAAUGUUUCAGUUAAGGAGGUUGCUCAAGAUGGACUGACUGCGGUCCACGAGGGAGCCAACAAGAACUGA